CAUCAUUCACGCUCCUCUGCCACUCGCACGUCCAGUCUGAUAGGGUGCAAAGGCAACCUCGUUCCCUCUCCAAAGCGCUUCUAUUGCAGUAGUGCAAAUCAAGAGCUCCCCCGACUUGAAUCUCUACUCACGACUAGGCUACUCAAUGUUAGCAUCUCUGAAGAAGACCUUAGGAGUAUUGCACUCUUAAGCUCCACGCCUACACAGUACCAGGGCACCCUAUUGCCUCUUCUCAAGCUGCAAGCAUGGCCGUCAGCGUGGAAGCCCCGACCCUUCGGAUGCUGCAAUCGCCCCAUGUGGAGCUGUUCAGUCAAGGAGCCGAAGCGCGCAUCUAUAUCUACACUCCGCCUUCCAGCACCACCACCUGGCUCGACGACUCAAAGGACGUUGCAGGCAGUCCGCGCUCGAUCGCUGGAAGUUCAGCCGCCGACCAACUGAUCAUCAAGCAUCGCUUCCCAAAGAAGUACAGACAUCCGUCUUUGAGCGCUAACCUCACCGCCUCCCGCACGAGCCUCGAAGCCAGAGCUCUGCUCAGAGCGGCGAGGGAUGGGAUUAAUGUGCCUGCUCUGCGAUUUGUAGACGAGACUCAAGGUGUCAUUGGGCUGCAGCAGAUUCGGGGACGGACAGUGCGUAGAUGUCUUGGUGCAGGAGAUGAAGGAGAAGAGGAAGAGGAGAGCGAAAGCACACAUACCGUCUCGGAGCACGUGCUGUCAGACGCCGCAUCGGAAGCUCUGGAUGAGCGGACGCAAUCUCAAGUGAUGAUCUUGAUCGGACGUCAGCUGGCGCUCUUACACGCUGCGGAUAUCAUACACGGCGAUCUGACGACCAGCAACAUGAUCUAUGUCGAGGCAGAGCCUGGCAUGCUGGGCAGAGUGGUUCUCAUUGACUUUGGGCUGACCUCGCAGUCCUCCUCCGCGGAAGACAGAGCGGUGGACCUGUACGUCCUCGAGCGGGCAUUUGCGAGUACUCAUGCGGGCUCGGAGCACCUCUUCACUCAGAUACUGGACACGUACUUUACGGAAACGGACGUGAUCAGGAAAGGAAAGGGGAAAGGCUUGAAAAGCGCAGAGAUUCUUCGAACAUUGGAAAAAGUGCGCCUACGGGGUCGCAAGAGGUCCAUGGUCGGCUAGGCUUCCGGAAGACGACGCAAGCCACAACCUCGUCAAAUGUCGUCGCGCCGUAGGCA
Molecule: messenger RNA, 1186 nt
Organism: Ceraceosorus guamensis
Lineage: Eukaryota; Fungi; Basidiomycota; Exobasidiomycetes; Ceraceosorales; Ceraceosoraceae
Exons: 4
Coding region: 246-1130 (294 amino acids)
Biological process (GO): protein phosphorylation
Cellular component (GO): EKC/KEOPS complex; nucleus; cytosol
Molecular function (GO): ATP binding; protein serine/threonine kinase activity
Source: RefSeq, a predicted model, not a curated record